UCCCAUUUCUCCUGUGCAUUUGGAGAGGAGUGAGUGUGACCUACUCUGGAGAGAAACAGACAGAGACGACCCGAGGAUGAAGCUAGUGUUUGUGGCUGUGUUAGCGCUCUGUACGCUCAGCUCUGUGGAUAGAGUGGAUUCUUCAGCCUACGACAAAAUUGUGACACACAGUCGUAUCCGGGCCAGACUCCAGGGACCCAAUGUGUGUGCCAUGCAGCAGGUGAUGGGGACCAAGAAGAGGAAGUACUUCAGCACAUGUAGGACCUGGUAUAAAGGCUCUAUCUGUGGGAAGAAGACGAUGGUUGUCUAUGAGUGCUGUCCAGGCUACAUGAAGCUGGAAGGCAUGAAAGGAUGCCCUGCAGUGGCUCCUAUAGACCAUGUGUAUGGCACAUUGGGCCUGGUGAAGGCUAGGACAACCCAGAAGUACUCAGCCCUCUCUAAGCUGAGGGAAGAGAUUGAAGGGAAGGGAUCAUUCACUAUGUUUUCCCCUAGCGACGAAGCCUGGGACCUACUGGACCCUGAGGUGCUUGGUGCCUUGGUGAGCAACGUGAACAUCGAGCUGUACAACGCCCUGCACUAUCACAUGGUCAACCAUCGCAUGCUAACGAAAGACCUGAAGAAUGACAUGUCUAUCACCUCCAUGUACAACAACCAAGGACUCUACAUCAAUCACUACUCAAAUGGGAUCGUCACGGUGAACUGCGCCAGGAUUAUCCAUGGUAACCAGGUGGCUACCAAUGGAGUGGUUCAUGUCAUCGACCGUGUCAUCACUAACGUGGUCAACACCAUACAGGACGCCCUGGGAGUUGAUGACGACCUCUCCUCCUUCAGUGCUGUAGCCUUGGCCUCAGGUGUGAUGGAAAAACUGGGCCAGCCAGGUUACUUCACGCUGUUCGCUCCCACCAAUGAUGCCUUCAAGAACCUUGAGGCCGGCUUCCUGGAACGCAUUAUGGGAGACAAUGCUGUUAUCUCAGCCCUGGUGAACUACCACCUGUUGAACAGUGUGCAGUGCUCUGAGGCCAUCAUGGCAGGCUCUGUGCACGAGACAGCAGAGGGAAGCACCGUUGAGAUCGGCUGCGACGGAGACAGCCUGACGGUCAACGGUAUCAAGAUGGUCCUGAAGAAAGACAUUGUCACCACCAACGGAGUCAUCCACCUCAUCGACCGGGUCCUCAUACCUGACUCAGCCAAGGAGGUGAUGGAGCUGGUUGGUGAAUCCCAGAGCACCUUCAGAGACAUGGUGUCAGAGCUCGGCCUAUCAGCUGCCAUGAAGCCAGAGACGGAGUACACGCUAUUGGCUCCCCUCAACACAGCUUUCUCUGAUGAGGUGAUGUCUUUAGACCAGAGCCUGUUGAAGGUGAUCUUGGAGAACCACAUUCUGAAGCAAAAACACAAACUGAGUGAACUCUACAACGGACAGCUACUGGAGACCGUCGCUGGAAAACGAAUACGCGUCUUCAUCUACCGCACUGCUGUGUGUAUUGAGAAUUCCUGCAUGGUGCGGGGCAGUAAAGAGGGCAGCAACGGAGCCCUUCACCUGAUGAGGUCUCUCAUCAAACCAGCUCAGACCACCAUCUACAAGGUUCUCAUGGCAGAUGGACGCUUCAAUAUCUUCCUGUCUCUGAUGAAGAGUGCAGGUCUGACAGAGCUGUUGAAACAGGAGGGAUCCUACACCGUUUUCGCACCCACAGAUGAAGCCUUCGACGGGAUCACAGAACGGGACAUCACCCUGCUGGCCAGCGACGUGAACGCUCUGAGGACCAUCCUCCUGUAUCACUUCAGUAACGGAGUCUUCAUCAACGGGGGACUGGAGGGAGGGGUCACCAACCUGCUCAAGACCAUCCAGGGACACAACCUGCAAGUGCUGUCUGUGAACAAGUCCAUCCAGGUGAACUCGCUGGACGUGCCAGACAUUGAUCUGAUGGCCACCAACGGAGUGAUUCACGUAGUAAAGAACAUCCUUUACCCUGGGGACCUGCCUGUGGGUCGCGAGUCCCUACUGGUGCUGCUGAAGAAACUCAUCAAGUACAUCCAGAUCAAGUAUGUCUCUGGAUACUCCUACACCAAAAUCCCCCUCACCUUCAUCAAGAGGACAAUCACCACGACAACUCACGUCCAAGCGGAAUCACACGUGGAUUCGGUGCCUGAAAUCACCAAGGUGACCAGAGUGAUCGAAGGAGAGCCGACCCUCACCAAGGUUACGAGACGCAUCGAGGGAGUACCAUCCGUCACCAAGGUUACCAGGGUCAUCGAGGGCAAACCCGCUAUCACCAAGGUUACCAGAGUUGUCGAGGGCGGACCCGCUAUCACCAAGGUUACCAGGGUCAUCGAUGGCGAACCCGCUAUCACCAAGGUUACCAGAUUUGUCAACGGCGAACCCACAAUCACCAAGGUUACAAGAGUUGUCGAGGGCAAACCCGCUAUCACCAAGGUUACAAGAGUUGUCAAGGGUGAGCCUGCCUUCAACAAGGUUACCAGGGUCAUCGAGGGAGAACCAAGCAUUACCAAGGUUACCAGGGUCAUCGAAGGAGUGCCUUCCAUCACAAAGGUCACCAGACUUAUUGAGACUCCCCGUGGUUCCUCCGAUGGAAGGCUGAAGACUGAAGGAGACAUCAACGAGAUGCUUGAGGAAGGCCCGGAAUUCUCUAAGAUCACCACCAUCCACGGCAACCCGGAAAUGAUCGACCAAGAGUCAGAGAGGAUCACCAAACUAAUCCAAGGUGGAGGUGGUAUAGGGGCCCCUGCCAAAAGAGCUCCUGUUGGUGUAAGGAGGAGGAAGGUAAGGCUGGUUAGACGCCACAACAACCAAAAGUCACAUCCAGCCAAGACCAGUCCAUACCAGUCCAGGCCUGCCCAGUCCAUAUCAGUCCACCCAUGACCAGUCCAUAUCAGUCCAGUCCUGACCCGCCCAGACCAGUAAAGACCAGUCCAAACCAGUAAAAUCAAACGAGUAAAGACCAGUCCAGACCAGUAAAGACCAGUCCAGACCAGUCCAAAUAAAAUAAAAUCAAAUGUAUUUAUAAAGCUCUUUUUACAUCAGCUGAUAUCUCAAAGUGCUGUACAGAAACCCAGCCUAAAAGCAAGCAAUGCAGGUGUAGAAGCACGGUGGCUAGGAAAAACUCCCUAGAAAGGCUGGGAACCUAGGAAGAAACCUAGAGAGGAACCAGGCUAUGUGGGGUCCAGACCAGUAAAGACCAGUAAAGACCAGACCAGUCCAGACCAGUAAAGACCAGUAAAGACCAGUCCAGACCAGUAAAGACCAUUCCAGACCAGUAAAGACCAGUCCAGACCAGUAAAAACCGGUAAUGACCAGACCAGUAAAGACCAGUAAAGACCAGUAAAGACCAGUCCAGACCAGUAAAGACCAUUCCAGACCAGUAAAGACCAGUCCAGACCAGUAAAAACCGGUAAUGACCAGACCAGUAAAGACCAGUAAAGACCAGUCCAGACCAGUACAGACCAGUAAAGACCAGUCCAGACCAGUAAAAACCGGUAAUGACCAGACCAGUAAAGACCAGUAAAGACCAGUACAGACCAGUAAAGACCAGUCCAGACCAGUAAAAACCGGUAAUGACCAGACCAGUAAAGACCAGUACAGACCAGUAAAGACCAGUCCAGACCAGUAAAAACCGGUAAUGACCAGACCAGUAAAGACCAGUAAAGAACAGUAAAGACCAGUCCAGACCAGUAAAAACCGGUAAUGACCAGACCAGUAAAGACCAGUAAAGACCAGUAAAGACCAGUCCAGACCAGUACAGACCAGUAAAGACCAGUCCAGACCAGUAAAAACCGGUAAUGACCAGACCAGUAAAGACCAGUAAAGAACAGUAAAGACCAGUCCAGACCAGUAAAAACCGGUAAUGACCAGACCAGUAAAGACCAGUAAAGACCAGUAAAGACCAGUCCAGACCAGUACAGACCAGUAAAGAACAGUAAAGACCAGUCCAGACCAGUACAGAACAGUAAAGACCAGUCCAGACCAGUGAAAACCGGUAAUGAGCAGUCUAGAGCAGACUAGCCCUGCAGAGAUAUCUUUACAGAUCACCAUAGAGACACUGCAAGGAGCUCGCCAAGGUCUGCAGCAACACAAAAACACUUUCUAAGUUCCCUUGAUUGGAAACAAAAGGAAGAACCCAUGUGGAACAUCUAUAACAAUCAAGUAAUCGCCCUGGGGAGCAAAAGAGGUUGAAAAGAUGUUGGAAAUGCUGUACAUCUUUUUGGGGUUGAAAGGAAGUUGAAAAUACAUAGUUUCAACCAAUUUUGCUCACUGGGCAGCGGUGAACAAUGAAAUCAACCUAGAGUGAAUCAACUGGGCCAAUGGUGUCGGACAUGUUGUUUUAACAAUGCUAAGAGAAUCACACGUAAUGUUUGUACUGUAUGCCAAGAAAGGAACUUUUAUCAACUUUUAUCAACUUUGCUUUGGUAUGGAUUAGGUAGAACAUUGGAAAUAAUCAUUGUAUGGUGGAAAAGAAUAAAUGUGAGGUGAAGACAUUUUGUACGUUUUUUAUGGUGCUGGCAUUCUGUAUUGUGCAUCUCGACCAAUAGAAAUGAAGCACUCUGUCUUAUAGUUGCUUCUUGACCAAUAAGACGUAAGCAUUCUGUUUUAUGGAUGCAUCUCAACCAAUAGAAAUUAAGCAAUACUUUUUAUCCUUUAAAGAUGCUGUAGUUAUCGAAACUUGACAACCAACCAGGUUUCUUUAGUUUUACUUAGUUUUUAGUUUUUCCUGUUUCGAUUACUGUUUUCUGAUUCAUUUGUUCGGGUUUGUUAUUGAGACUGUUGAUGUUCAGUUGUACAAUAAGAUCUACCCAACAUAAUACCUACCCAACAUAGACCUACCGAACAUAGACCUACCGAACAUAGACCUACCCAACAUAGACCUACCCAACAUAGACCUACCCAACAUAAGACCUACCCAACAUAGACCUACCCAACAUAGACCUACCCAACAUAGACCUACCGAACAUAGACCUACCCAACAUAGACCUACCCAACAUAGACCUACCCAACAUAGACCUACCCAACAUAGACCUACCCAACAUAAGACCUACCUACCCAACAUAGACCUACCCAACAUAAGACGUACCCAACAUAAGACCUACACAACAUAGACCUACCCAACAUAAGACCUACCCAACAUAAGACCUACCCAACAUAGACCUACCCAACAUAGACCUACCCAACAUAGACCUACCCAACAUAAGACCUACCCAACAUAAGACCUAACCAACAUGUAUUGGAAAUAAAUGUUCAAUAAAUGUUUUUUUUAUCAUG
Oncorhynchus kisutch (coho salmon) is the source of this 5272-nucleotide messenger RNA. Its product is annotated as periostin. Gene Ontology annotation, molecular function: cell adhesion molecule binding. The record is from RefSeq and is a predicted model, not a curated record. Gene Ontology annotation, cellular component: extracellular matrix. Gene Ontology annotation, biological process: extracellular matrix organization; cell adhesion. The coding region runs from base 77 to 2878 and encodes 933 amino acids. NCBI's taxonomy places the organism in Eukaryota, Metazoa, Chordata, Actinopteri, Salmoniformes, Salmonidae. The transcript has 22 exons.